Peniophora sp. CBMAI 1063 is the source of this 2019-nucleotide messenger RNA. The record is from the annotation of a GenBank genome assembly. NCBI's taxonomy places the organism in Eukaryota, Fungi, Basidiomycota, Agaricomycetes, Russulales, Peniophoraceae.
AUGAUGGAUUUCGGUAAUCCUAAGCUCCUCUGGAUUCAUCCUGCUCCAAGCUGGACACGUCUGGAUUCCUUCCGUCGUUACAUCAAUAGAAAGCAUGGCCUUCAUCUGAGGGACUACCAUGACCUGCACGGCUAUUCAGUGACAGACUACACGUUCUGGCAAGACUUCUGGGAGUUCAUGGGUAUCAGGUACUCGCAAAGUCCUGAGAAGGCCAUAAAGCCGGGCAGCCAUAGGCUCGUGCCAGAAUGGUUCCCAGGUGCUCGUACCAACUACGCCGAGAAUCUUCUCUGGCGCGAUGAUGACGGCUUAGCUAUAACAGAAAGCAGUGAGACUGGAGAGGUCUGCUCAUAUAGCUAUCGGCAGCUCAGAGAGAAGGUCCGGGUGAUGGCCGCUGCUCUGCGACGCAACGGACUUGUGUCCGGAGAUCGCGUAGCCGCGGUAGUAGCGAACAACACCAAUGCAGUUGUCCUCGCUCUAGCGACUGCUAGUGUCGGGGCAAUAUUCUCGAGCACAGCUACGGACAUGGGAACUCAGGGCAUACUUGACCGAUACCGGCAGAUUCAGCCGAAGUUCCUCUUCAUAGAGACCUUAGCUGUGUAUGGGGGAAAGCGCAUCGACCUGGUUCCAAAGGCCGCUGCGGUUACUGCUGAGCUGACGAAGUGCGGUCUGCAAUAUGCAGUUCUGUUACCUGGCGGUGCUAUCUCGGAUGAUGCGCUGCAACAUAUGUCAAAUAGUAUGAGUCUGGAAAGCUUUCUCGCGUCCGGAGACGGUAGACCACUAGAUUUCGAGCAGUUGCCAUUCAACCACCCCUUAUACAUCCUAUACUCUUCCGGGACGACUGGGGCGCCUAAGUGCAUUGUGCACGGCGCAGGGGGUGUUCUGAUGCAGACCUGGAAAGAUAUCGCACUCACCUGGGACGUCGGUGUGAAUGACACCUAUUUCCAGUACACUACAACUGGAUGGAUGAUGUGGCCCUUCAUGCUUACUGGGCUAGCAUGUGGCGCCCGCAUCGUCCUAUAUGAAGGCUCCCCCUUCUACCCGAGCGUGAAACACUAUCUACAGUUCAUCGACAGCCAGAAUGUUACCGUCUUCGGCACAAGCCCACGGUUUCUAUCCGAAGUCCAAGGCCGCGGUAUCAACCCCUUGAAGGAUAUCGGGACCUUCAGCGCCCUUCGUACAGUUAACAGUACUGGCGCAGUACUAACCACGCCUCUUUGGGAAUGGGCGCAGACCGCCUUCGGUCGUGACAAGUGCAUCGUAGCGUCAUCUGGUGGUACCGAUAUAUGCAGCGGUUUCAUCUCAGCGGCACCGACUCUGCCGAACUAUGCGGGUGAGAUGCAAUGUAAGUCUCUAGGAAUGAAGGUCGAGAUAUUCGACCCGGAGGGGCGGAACAUCGAAGAGACCGGGCAGGCUGGCGAGCUUGUCUGUGUGCGCCCACAUCCCUCGCUUCCCCUCAAGUUCUGGGGAGAUGAUGACCAGCACACGAAGUAUAUGGCCGCCUACUACUCGAUGUAUCCGGACAUCUGGAGGCACGGCGACUUCAUCGCACGCAACCCACGUACGCGCGGCUACGUGAUCUACGGCCGUUCUGACGGCGUCUUGAACCCUUCUGGCGUGCGCUUCGGGUCAGGCGAGAUAUAUAAUGCCCUUGAACGUUUCGGAAGUAUCGUCGACGACAGCAUCUGUGUCGGACAGCGACGUCCACAAGAUGCGCACGAGCGUGUGCUGCUGUUCGUUAAGAUGCGUGACGGCCAUGAGUUGACACCGUCGCUCGAGGCCGAGAUACGCGAAGCGAUCAAGAACGCACUGAGUGCGCGGCACGUUCCUUCAUUCAUCUUUUCGGUGGAUGAAAUACCGUACACGGUGAACAUGAAGAAGAUUGAGAUUGCGGUCAAGCAGAUCGUUUCCGGUUCGAACGUACAGCCCAGUGGAACGGUCGCAAACCCGGACUCAUUGAAACUGUACUACAAGUACAAGGACAUCGAGAACUUCGCUGCUAAGAGCAAGGCUAAGUUGUAG